UUUCUCUGUUGCUUGAUCUUGCAUGAUAUGCUGAUACUGCUGGCUUUUGAUGCUGGUCAAGUGAUAAUUAGGGGAACUACAGUAUUUCUGGGUCACUGAAACUGGUAAUGACUCAGUUAAACAGACAAACAAACAGGCAUGCUAACUUGUGGAUCUUUGUGGAAACAUCAGAGCGUGAUAUGGCGCAACUGGUAUUUUCUUUUUAACACCAUAAUUGCAUUUUUAUUGCUUUAUCCAUGUCAUGAUUUCUAUGCUAGUUCUGAGAUACCCAACUUUAUGUACUAAAUUUCAAAGUAUGCCAUAACUAUUGUCAAGCUAAUUGCAUUGUGUUUUGGUGAUUACAUACUAAUCCCCAGCCCAGUGAAUAAUUGUCCGACAGUGAAUGUGCCCGAGUCAGCAGGAUGGCAUCUUUGACUGUGGCGAGGAGCCAGAGCACUUAAGCCCGCAGCACCUCUCCAUAUUGUUCUGUCUGCCACACAACAAAACCAGGGCCUCUGCUGUAAAAUACAGCCAAGAGCCGCACUGAGCUACUGACAGACGAGGCAGGUCAGGGGGCUGUUGGUGUGCAAGCCGGACAGUCACACAAACAUUUCUUUGGUUGUAUUUGGGUUGAAUUAAUCGUGUUGCGUUAUAUCUGGAAUAAUGACCAGCAACGAGGAGGCCAGACCCUUUGAUACUAUGACGACAGCUGCACCAAUGGGUGAUAAUACAAGGUCCAGACAGGAACAAGAGGAGCAACUGAUCCUGACAGCCUGGCAAAGCAUGUCCUCAGCUCUGCAGAAGCAUACUCUGUUUAAGGACUCCAGAAAUCCAGGCCCAGCUCAGUCUUUCCUGUCCAAGCAGAGGCAAUCCACCCAGGCCAGGAGGGCACUUUUCCCCCGGCUGCAGCCCAGGUAGGAGCCUCCAUCUUCAGGCAGAAAUGGAGGAGCGCAGCCCACUCAUGGGCAGGAUGGAAAUCAAGAUUGUGUAAUAUUUUUUUUCUUUCAUAGUGUGAGGUCUUCACAGUCUAUGCUCUAUUUGGUUUGCUGCUUUCACCCCCUGCUGGUCAAAGUUAGUACUGGAGUGAUAUGUAAAAACUAAAUAAUCAAUGUCAUAGAUUACACUGCUUUUAUCUAUCUAUAUUAUAACUAAUUGUGUGCUUGUCAAUAAUCACCAGGUUGUCUGCUGCAUUCUUCAUUGUAUAAUAUCUAUGCAUUUAU
This is a messenger RNA of Micropterus salmoides (largemouth bass), 1199 nucleotides long. Its product is annotated as protein Hook homolog 2-like. Lineage: Eukaryota; Metazoa; Chordata; Actinopteri; Centrarchiformes; Centrarchidae. Gene Ontology annotation, biological process: cytoplasmic microtubule organization. Bases 643 to 897 code for a protein of 84 amino acids. Gene Ontology annotation, molecular function: microtubule binding. The transcript has 3 exons. The record is from RefSeq and is a predicted model, not a curated record.